UAACCUAAGUAUUAUAUAAGGCUGCGCAUGUACCCCAUUACAAUAAUUUCUACAACUUUACUGUUGGACUCACUUUCAUCUCACGUCUCAGCCACUCCGGCCUCUCAGUUAGCCGGCGCCGCUCAGUUGUCAGAGCCAGCUUCCCUCUCAUUCCUGGUUUUGAAUAAAUUACAUUGAUAAUUAAGAAAAUAGUACUACAAUGAGUGACCCAAAUGCUCCACAUGUCCAUGAUGAUGAAGAUGAUGACAAUGAAGUGUUCCUUGAUGAGUCUGACAUCAUGCAUGAAGUUUCAUUCGACAAUGAAGAUCUUCCUGAUGCUGAUGAUGAUUCUGAAACCGAACAUGUUGAUGAGGUUGAUGAUUCUGUACACAUAUUUACUGGUCAUACUGGGGAACUAUACUCUGUUGCCUGUAGCCCAACAGAUGCGACAUUGGUGGCAACAGGGGGUGGUGAUGACAAAGGAUUUUUCUGGAGGAUUGGCCAAGGAGAUUGGGCUUCUGAGCUUCAAGGUCAUACAGAUUCUAUAGCUAGUUUAGCUUUUAGCUACGAUGGGAAGUUUCUUGCAUCAGGAAGCCUAGAUGGAAUUGUUCAAGUCUGGGAUGAAUUUGGAAAUCUGAAAGGUCCACUGGAAGGUCCUGGAGGGGGCAUUGAGUGGCUCAGGUGGCAUCCAAGAGGACACAUACUCUUAGCUGGUUCUGAGGAUUCCACAGUUUGGAUGUGGAAUACCGAUCAUGCUGCCUUUCUUAAUAUGUUUGCUGGUCAUGGUAGUAGUGUGACCUGUGGUGAUUUUACUCCUGAUGGGAAAAUUAUAUGUACUGGUUCUGAUGAUGCAACCUUGAGAAUAUGGAAUCCAAGAAGUGGAGAAAACAUUCAUGUUGUGCAGGGUCAUCCAUACCAUACUGAGGGAUUAACAUGCUUAGCAAUAAGUUCAACUUCAACCCUUGCUCUUACUGGUUCCAAGGAUGGAUCUGCUCAUAUUGUAAAUAUUACUACAGGAAGAGUGGUUAAUACCCUGAGUUCUCAUUCAGAUUCCAUUGAGUGUAUUGGGUUCGCACCAAGUGAUUCCUGGGCUGCAAUUGGAGGCAUGGAUAAAAAACUGAUGAUCUGGGAUGUAGAGCACUCCUUAUCCCGGAACAUUUGUGAGCAUGAGGAUGGAGUGACAUGUUUGGCAUGGCUUGGUGCAUUGUAUGUAGCUACCGGGUGUGUUGAUGGAAAUGUGAGAUUGUGGGAUAGCCGUUCUGGUGAAUGUGUAAGAACAUUCAGGGGCCACUCUGAUGCCAUUCAAUCUCUUUCUUUUUCUGCGAAUCGGGAUUACCUUGUCUCGGCUUCCAUUGAUGGUACAGCUCGUGUUUUUGAGGUUGAAGGGUUUCAGUGAUAAACAAAGCCUCUUCCAUGAUAUUUGGAUGUGUAUUGUCAGCGCACAAGCUUCAUAUUGUAGCUUGUGUUUUAACGUAAUUUUGUGGUCGAUUCCAAACGUGCAACCAAACAUGUACAAUAUGAGGGGUCAAAUCAAUCAUCUAAGCUAAGCCUCUUUUAUGGGCAAGCCCCAUUACAUGUACUAGUUUGUGCUCUCAGAAGCCAGAUUGUCUAAGUUUAUAUUUAAGUUAAAAACUCUUGUCAUCAAUUUCUUUUUUUUCAUCAAGAAUCACUUCCUUGUAUUCUUGUCUGGUGAUUAGUUUCUCUAAGCUAUGUUAAUUGUAUGUUUAGUUCAA
Molecule: messenger RNA, 1712 nt
Organism: Lotus japonicus
Lineage: Eukaryota; Viridiplantae; Streptophyta; Magnoliopsida; Fabales; Fabaceae
Exons: 11
Coding region: 200-1375 (391 amino acids)
Molecular function (GO): protein binding
Source: RefSeq, a predicted model, not a curated record